CCACUACUUUGGGAAGGAGCUCAUCUGCAAGGUGUAUCAGAUGCUUCUGGACACCGGUAUGGGAAGGAGGCCAAUGGCCCGCCAGAGCAGGUCCGAGCCCAUCCUGAAAGACCUGGCUGCCAACCGUAGGCUCUCCGAUGAAUUUUUCACAGAUGUGCUGUACAUGUUCAUCCAACGGGCCAUUAAGAAUCUGCUGGAGAACUUCUUGGGUCUGCCGACCACCCCACCGGGUAGAGACAUUAUGUGGAAUGACAACUUCAACUGGAUGUAUAGGGACGGCUGGGGGGAGACCCCACAUCCAGCGAGAACGAGUUGUGGGACAGCGACUCCACCUGGUCACGUGACCUUGGAGAGGAGGAGGGGGCAGAGUCCCGUGGGAUGUGGGCCGCUCUGUUAGAGAGGGGCAGCUUCCUGACCCUCCAGUCCUCCAGCUCCCUCUCUGAUGACAACAAGGAGGCACUAGGGGCCGUCUGCCAGGUCCUGACCACAAGGGUGGGAGACAUCCUGAACAGUACCUGCAACGACGAUUACAAGGCCAGGCUCAUCAUCCAGAAAGGAUUGGAUUCCGGUGCCAGGGAAAGGUUCCCUGACUCUCCGUGUUCCUCUUCCCCCAAGGACGAAGAGGAGGUGGUUGUAAGUGUCAUGACUGUCUCAUACCCUAAACCCUCCACCUCAACCCAGGCAGCAUGGGCAGCUCCUGCCCAGACUCUGGACGGUUUUCUGCCCAGACCCUGCCUGGAUGAAGAAGAGGUAGCCCCCAGCACCUCCAUGAAGGACGACUCUGUGACAACAGCCCAUGCAGCACGGGCAGCUCCUUCCCAGACCCUGGAAGAAGAGGUGGGGGAAGCCGAGGUCUCCGAGAUGAGUGACAGCUCCCUGAUGCCCACCAAGAACAGACAGGACCCCCUGGAGAAGAUUCCCUCCCUCCUAUCAGGCAAGGAGGACAUCCUCCUUCGCAGCACUCCCUCGGCCACCGUCAUGAGCCCCCAGACUCUGAAGUUUAUUCUCCACGGCAUCAUGUGCCGACUGGAGGCCUCAGAGUCCCCCCAGACAAGGAGGGCCAAUGACCCCUUCAGGCUGAUGAAGGAUCUCUUUGUGGAGGUCCAGCAUGCCCUGAAGUAUGCUGACAUCUCUGUCGUCUUUGGCCUGGAGGAGAGCAUCCAAUUCAGUGGGGAGGAUGCGGUGAAGGCCAUCGUGAAGACUGCGACUAAAAGAUUAUCCCUGCGUUCGGACUCCAACCGGGCUCAACUGCGUGCCGCACGCUCUGGUAGCGAGGGAGCCAUCAGGUGUAUGGCGGACACCAUCACACAAGUCAUAGAUGACUAUUCCGAGGACUGGAGUUCCGACGGCCAUUUUGGAGCCAGGAGGAGCCGUGGUAGUGGGAUGUCACACUCCUCAACCUCCUCAAGGAGUGACGUCACCCUCACCGAGGAGCUCCUGGCUUGGAGGGAAACCCUAGAAGAGGACCUAGAGGAGAUGGCUGAUGACAGCACUGGUUUGGAAAAGACCAGUGUAAGCUCAGCCAUCUCUGAAAAGUCCCAGGUAAUUAGCUACCUUUCUGAAAGCACCAAGCCCAUCAGCAGCGCCCUCUCCAAAGACCUCACCUCCACACAGGUGAGACAGCCAAGAACCAGUAGAUCGUUUAGUUAUUUGGGCUGUUUGAUUGUGAGGCAUCGACUCAUAUCGGUUUCUCUCUCUACUAAGAAAAAAGAGAAGGAAGAGGCUUUGAAGAAAGAAGUGAAGAAGUCAGGAAAUAAGAAGCGAGGAAAUAACAAGAACCAGAAGAAGAACAAAGUGUCUCCUCUUGGCAAUGAUAGUACUGUGGCUGCAGAUGAGCCUAAGAAAAAACAGGCUCUCCUCCCGCGGAUCACAGCCGCCCUGGCAAAACUAUUUUGCUUCCCCUGCAAAAAAAAAUGCAAAAAGUAACUGUGCAGAAGACGAGUUUGGGAAAACCCUGCUGCCACUUCCCCCAACCCACUUUCUAAAUAAACUCUCAAAGCCAACAGAAGAGGGAGGGAGACAACCCCCCCUACUCACAACUCAUUUUAUAAC
Messenger RNA from Oncorhynchus tshawytscha (Chinook salmon), 2052 nucleotides. RefSeq lists its product as uncharacterized. Lineage: Eukaryota; Metazoa; Chordata; Actinopteri; Salmoniformes; Salmonidae. Bases 379 to 1926 code for a protein of 515 amino acids. The record is from RefSeq and is a predicted model, not a curated record. The transcript has 4 exons.